Messenger RNA from Mytilinidion resinicola, 870 nucleotides. RefSeq lists its product as uncharacterized. The coding region runs from base 116 to 691 and encodes 191 amino acids. Lineage: Eukaryota; Fungi; Ascomycota; Dothideomycetes; Mytilinidiales; Mytilinidiaceae. The record is from RefSeq and is a predicted model, not a curated record. The transcript has a single exon.
AAGUCGAUAUUUCACAGAAAUGUCAAAGGAUUGUGGUCUCUGCCGCAGGCGAGAGGAAGAAAAGACAAGAACAAGAGAGAGAGGGCUAGCCUGAGUCGUGAGGGUCGACUGUGCGAUGAGAGGAAUGAAACGGCGAGCGAAUGCGAAGGGCUUUAUAUCAGGUCAGGGCGAAGCGGCUGGCGUCCGUCCCCUGAGCAAACAAGCUUCCCCCAGGGCGACGGACGCAAGGCACCGGAUGCAUGUCGACGUCGCCACGGCGGAUCAGCGAGGGCAAGCACAGGCAGCGGAGCCGCAGACGGGACGGACGCUGGUCAGGGAGCGUUUGACAGAGGGCAAAGGGCGGAAUGUGGGCCCGGAUUGGCUCGAGAGGGCAGGAGACGCGUUUCGAAACCGCGUUCCUUCUGCUCGUCCAGCGAUGUUGCCCCAGAGCAGGCGUCAGGGCGCUGUGGCGUCGUCGAGCGUUGCGACCCCUGGCGUGGGGAUGCUGCAGGCCGGCGUUAUCGAUAGGACUGCAACCCAGCCGAAAGCGCUGAUCGGGCCGUGCAACAGCCAAUGGGCCGCCACCACUGGGCCUUGCUCGCGGCCAGUCCUGACCUCGUCCCCAGACGGUGAGGGGCCGUUGUCGGCCUCACAAUGCUUUCGAACACGGCCUCGCUCAACAUCCUCGUUCGCUGCGCCCAUCACCGGCUGAAACACGCCGGCUGCCGGCACCACGCACCCCCCCAAGCUCUUAGCAGCUCUGAGCCAGAGAUAGCCUUCGCACCACGCCGAAGUGCUGCGUGCCGCUCGCGUGACUGUUGCGACCGUUUCGUUCAACGACGUCGUCCUUAGGUAGCGUUGAGGCUGAAAUCUGACUCCAUCCUGCAGGUC